Messenger RNA from Gamsiella multidivaricata, 937 nucleotides. RefSeq lists its product as uncharacterized. The record is from RefSeq and is a predicted model, not a curated record. The transcript has 3 exons. NCBI's taxonomy places the organism in Eukaryota, Fungi, Mortierellomycota, Mortierellomycetes, Mortierellales, Mortierellaceae. Bases 198 to 833 code for a protein of 211 amino acids.
CACCACUGUGCCAAUCCCCAAAACAGACGUUAUAGCUUGUGAAUUGGCCCUAUUGUCUAUAAUUCAGUGUUUAGGACACAAAUAUACAAGGCAAACCCCUCACCAUUUGAUAAUAUCACAGAGACGUCUGAAGCAUUUUGGUGUCGAGAGGGCUGGCCCCUGCUCCGGAGAAUCCUGGAAACGUUGAUGGGAUUACGAUGAUAGAUGGAGAGAAGGCAACCUAUGAGAGCAAGAACCGCAGGAACAAAGGUCGUCGUCUUGAUGUCGAAGGACAGGCACCGAGGAAGCGAAAGGGCAAGAAUGUCGAUAUGGUGGGUCGAGACAUUCGGGAUCAGAAAGAUUGGUUCAUUGUUGAGUCCAUGCCGGUUUGGGAUGAACUCUCCACGAAGUUUCUGCAUGAAACUAGCGUAGUUCUGUUCAAAGAGCUACAUCUACUGGCAAGUGGUCGAACCCAAGAUAUCAAGCUGGAGAACUUUGUUGAGAGUGCACGUUUCUUUGCAGUAUACUCAGGAGGUCCAGGGUUCAAGACGUUCCAACUUCGACCAACAAAGAAGAGCCCAUACAUCUUUCUGCACCAAGCUCAUAGGUCUCAUAUCUUGCCAUCCGCCCCACAGCAAUGGACCCGGCAAAUCCAAGGAAUCGCGCACUUGCUGCGUGUUAGGGCUGCUAUGGCAGGAACGAUCCAGCACUAUCAGCGUUGUUUGACAACUAUGGAUGAGGACGGCUCUGCUGAUGAGAGUGACAUGGAUGAUCCAAGGUGGUUGUACCAAGAUCCAGAAAGCCCUAGUGAGGAUCAAACCCUCGGAAGCUCCCCUCUUGCAAAUCUGUUGUGAAGAUGUUUUUUUUAAUAAGAAUAUUAUCAUCUACGUACCUUCGAAGGCCAUCAAUAAUAAAUAGCUUUUUUUUAUUUAACAAGUCAAUAAAGAGCUAUCUUAUU